Triticum turgidum subsp. durum (durum wheat) is the source of this 429-nucleotide messenger RNA. The record is from the annotation of a GenBank genome assembly. Lineage: Eukaryota; Viridiplantae; Streptophyta; Magnoliopsida; Poales; Poaceae.
AUGGAAUGCAUUUGCAGGCAGAAGCGUGUCCGGCUGUUGUACGAGAAGAAGUGUGCACGGCUGAGGAGCCAGGGCGCCAAUGGUGCGGAGUCGUUCGCCAUCAAGAGGACCAAAGCUGCCAUCAGUGACCACCGGAUCAAGCUCAACAUCUCCCUCGCCUCCGUCAACGCCCUAUUCCAGAGGGUCGUCGCCGUCCAUGAUGAGCCCGCAGCUCGCCGAGCUCAUCCAAAUGCGGGCAAGGAUGUGGCGACUCAUCGGCAACAUGCACUAGGUGAUGUAGCGCAUAGCGGACUAGGCGAGCGUGCUCCUCUCGUUGUGGGCCAUAUGGUUGGAGGGAGGCAUCAAGGGCUCGCUGCUACCGGGGCGGACAAGCGCACAAUUUAUAUUGAUAUAUCUUAUUUUGCCAAACAGCAAGAUAUAUGCUCCUGA